Cinara cedri is the source of this 1536-nucleotide messenger RNA. NCBI's taxonomy places the organism in Eukaryota, Metazoa, Arthropoda, Insecta, Hemiptera, Aphididae. The record is from the annotation of a GenBank genome assembly.
AUGCGGUUGUCCAACGGUAACGAAGGAACUACCGACUCCAUGGUCGAAAUGUUCAACGAACACUUUUUGGACGAGGACGGCACCAAAUUCAUAUUGAACCCCGCUGAGUUGGACGACCUACUGGGGCGCGAUCAGUAUGCCGCUGACUGUUCACCGAUCGUGGUGUCCGCGCAACAGCAACACCACCAUCACGGUCAUCAUCAUCACCACCACCAGCAGCAGCAGCAACAGCCCAACAGCGUAGCCGAUCAGCCCAACACCAAGCCGACCGCAAAUUUCGCCGACCUCAAGCCGCUAAUGCCGUUCCACACGAUCACCGAGCGCGUCAACAUCAACGGCAUACCCGGUCACCACUACCAGUCGAUCGCGUCCAACAAUCGGGUGGCCGAGAACAACAACAACAAUUCGGCCACGGCCAACAACAACAACAAUAACAACAACAUGUACUUCCACAACGAAUACCUCGUUACGUCGUCCACCAACACAGCGGGGCUGAUCUGUAAAUUCAAAGAAGAAGACACGUUCGUCGACAACCAAUUCGACGAGUUCGAAAUGCUGAUGGGCAGCCCGUCGUUCGGGCCGGACACCACGGUGUCGGCCAGCGGCGAACAUCACCCGACCGUGGUGGACGGCGGACCCGAAGAGUGGCUGGGCGUCGGCGACGAAUGGCCGUCGUACGAACACCCCAACGGUUCGCCGGAAGACAACAAGACCGGCAUACUGGCCGACGUCACCAUACAAGACUUGGUGGCCAGCUCACAGUUUCCCGGCAUAUCGAAUGGCGGCGGCGGCGGCGGCGGCGGUACCGGUGGCGGCAACGGUGGCGGCAAUGCCGGCGGUGGUAGUUAUCACCAACAACCGCCACCCAUGCAAAAACCGUCAAUGUAUCAACAGCCGCAACCACGCGAAUUGGUCACGUCCAACGUGCCUCCACCCGCGCCGCGUCCGGCGGCCGCUGCGUUCAUGCCGCUACUCGCCAACAGGCUGCAGAACGGGCCGGCCAACAAGGCGCCGCUCCAGGACGCCGGUAGCUAUCACAUGGACUGCGCGUCGUCACCGUCGUCGUCCACCCCGUCGUACCUGGCGCACAGCCCAACUAGUCACGUGGUUAGCACCACCGACCUCGGAGGGUACAACAUGCCGUCCGUGCACAGUUCGCGGCCGUCGCCGCCGGAGUUCGCGCACACCACCACGCCCGGUCAGGGACCGCACAUGACCACGAAAAAAUCGCGGAACAGGAGCGGCAAGGCCAAAGGUGGCGGCGGCGGCGGCGGCGGAGGCGCAGGCGGAGUUGGCGGCGCGACCGCCAGGAAUACCGUGGUGUACUGUUCCGACGGCAACGUGGCCAGGGAGAGGACCGUGCACAACUGUCACAUAUGCAACCGCGGCUUUUUGAACAAGAGCAACAUCAAAGUGCACCUGCGCACCCACACGGGCGAGAAGCCGUUCCGGUGCGAAGUGUGCCAGAAGGCGUUCCGGCAGAAAGCCCAUCUCAUCAAACACGCCCAGAUACACAAAAGGAGCGGCAGGGACUGA